Messenger RNA from Lagenorhynchus albirostris (white-beaked dolphin), 4612 nucleotides. It is a transcript of the gene USP45, whose product is annotated as ubiquitin specific peptidase 45. Gene Ontology annotation, biological process: protein deubiquitination. The transcript has 19 exons. The record is from RefSeq and is a predicted model, not a curated record. Gene Ontology annotation, molecular function: cysteine-type deubiquitinase activity; zinc ion binding; cysteine-type endopeptidase activity. NCBI's taxonomy places the organism in Eukaryota, Metazoa, Chordata, Mammalia, Artiodactyla, Delphinidae. The coding region runs from base 95 to 2545 and encodes 816 amino acids. Gene Ontology annotation, cellular component: nucleus; cytosol.
GUCUCUUCCGAUUGUAGAGGCGGCCGCCGGGCCUGGCAGGUUACACCUAUCUCUUUCCAAGACAUCAAGUUAAAAGAGUUGGAGUAAGUAACAGAUGCGGGUGAAAGAGCCAUCCAAAGCUUUACCUGAGAAAGCCAAAAGAAGUAGAAGGCCUACCAUACCUCAUGAUGAAGACUCUUCAGAUGACAUUGCUGUAGGUUUCACUUGCCAACAUGUAAGUCAUGCUAUCAGUGUGAAUCAUGUGAAAAAAGCAAUAGUUGAGAAUCUGUGGUCAGUUUGCUUGGAAUGUUUAAAAGAAAGAAAAUUCUAUGAUGGACAGCCAGUACUUCCUUCUGAUGUUUGGUUGUGCCUCAAGUGUGGUUUUCAGGGAUGUGGUAAAAACUCAGAAAGCCAGCAUUCAUUGAAGCACUUCAAGAGCUGGAGAGCAGAGUUACACUGUAUUAUAAUUAGUCUGAGCACAUGGAUCAUUUGGUGUUAUGAGUGCGAUGAAAAAUUAUCAACACAUUGUAAUAAGAAGGUUUUGGCUCAGAUAGUUGAUUUUCUCCAGAAACAUGUUUCUAAAACACAAACAAAUGCAUUUUCUAGAAUCAUAAAACUUUAUGAAGAAAAAUGUGAAACAGGUGAUAAAAAGGGAAGAAAAGACAGCAGUGUAACAUCUGUAAAAGGAAUUACAAAUUUAGGAAAUACUUGCUUUUUUAAUGCAGUCAUGCAGAAUUUGGCACAGUCUUACAUUCUUACUGAACUGAUGAAUGAGAUCAAAGAACACGGUACAAAACUCAAGAUUGUUCCUUCCUCAGACUCUCCACUGGACCCAUUAGUGGUGGAACUUUCAAGCCCUGGACCAUUGACCUCAGCCUUGUUCCUGUUUCUUCACAGCAUGAAGGAGACUGAAAGAGGACCGCUUUCUCCCAGAGUUCUUUUUAAUCAGCUUUGUCAGAAGGCCCCUGGAUUUAAAAGUUUUCAACAACAGGACAGUCAGGAACUUCUUCAUUAUCUGCUCGAUGCAGUGAGGACAGAAGAAACAAAGCGAAUACAAGCUGGCAUUCUCAAAGCAUUUAACAACCCAACUACUAAAACUGCUGAUGAUGAAACUAGAAAAAAAGUCAAAGCAUAUGGAAGAGAAGGUGUGAAAAUGAACUUCAUAGAUCGUAUCUUUAUUGGUGAAUUAACUAGCACAGUCAUGUGUGAAGAAUGUGCAAAUAUCUCCACAGUAAAAGAUCCUUUUAUUGAUAUUUCACUUCCUAUAAUAGAAGAAAGGGUUUCAAAACCUGUACUUUUGGGAAGAAUGAGUAAAUAUAGAAGUUUACAGGACACAGAUAAUGGUGAAUACAGUGGCACUAUUACUAUAGAAAAUACUCAUCAACCUAGAGCCACCAAGAAGCAUUCUUCAUCUAAAGAUAAGAAUCAACUAAUUCAUGGCAGAAAAUGUACAAGGAAAUUGUCACCUGGGGAAGAUAAAGCUGUUGUCAUAUACCAGAAAAAUGAAAACCUUGAAAUGAAUAGAGACUCCUCAUCGUCUGCAAGCAUCGUGAACACUGAGUCGACUCUGACUGAAAGCCCUACCGACGGCAGUGAAAAAGAAGCCAGCCUUUCUGAAAGUAGUGUUGGUGCCGACAGUGAGGCUUCCGAGUCUGAAAGUGCUCCUAAGCAGACUUUGUUGUUGAGAUCCAGCAGUGGAUACUUUGUGCACACAAAUGGACACCUUCGCCAUCCGUCAGAGAGUGAACCACUCACCAAGGAGGGUGACGGUGGUGAUGAGGGAGUGGCUGGAGCUAUUUCUGAACUUCAUCUGAGCAGCACUGUAACUGGAGAUAGGGAUUUUGACAGAGAAAAUCAGCCACUAAACGUUUCAAAUAAUUUGUGUUUUUCAGAGGGCAAGCAUAUGGUGUCUUACAGCCCCCAAAAUGCUUUUCAGACCCUUUCUCAGAGCUAUAUAACCACUUCUAAAGAAUGUUCAAUUCAGUCCUGUCUCUAUCAGUUUACAUCUAUGGAAUUACUAAUGGGGAACAACAAGCUUCUGUGUGAGAACUGUACUGAAAAGAAACAGAAGUACCCAAAGGAAACCAGUUCUGCAGAAAAGAAAGCAGGAGGGGUUUAUACUAAUGCCAGGAAGCAAUUGCUCAUUUCUGCUGUUCCGGCUAUCCUAAUUCUCCAUCUUAAAAGAUUUCAUCAGGCUGGCCUGAGUCUUCGCAAAGUAAACAGACAUGUAGAUUUCCCACUGACGCUUGACUUAGCACCAUUCUGUUCUGCUACUUGUAAGAAUGUAAGUGUGGGAGAUAAAGUUCUCUAUGGUCUCUAUGGCGUAGUGGAACAUAGUGGCUCAAUGAGAGGAGGCCACUACACCGCUUACGUGAAAGUGAGAACACCCUCCAGGAAAUUACUGGAACAUAUCACUGGAAAGAAAAAUGUACCUGGUUUGAAAGAACCUGACAGUGAAUCAGCAGGCCAGUGGGUCCAUGUUAGUGACACUUACGUGCAGGUGGUUCCAGAAUCGAGAGCACUUAGCGCACAAGCGUACCUUCUUUUUUAUGAAAGAAUAUUAUAAUUAUUUGUUGAUUGUUAAUGGUAAUGGUUAUUUAGAUCACUUUUAUUUAAAUGCUGCAGCGACAACCAUUAUAUGCAAUGUGUCUUUGUAGUCUUUUCUGUAGGAAUGGCAUGUCCCUCAAAUGCUCCUGGACAUGUUUACCAUUUUGGUGAAUCCUUUUAAAGUAAAUUAAAUUUACUAAAGCUUUCAAAAUUAUAUUCUUAAAAUAAAUGUAAGCACAUGUUUAAAAACAUAUUUGUCCUGGCAAAAAAAAAAACCCACAGAAUUUACAGUAGUAGAGGAAACUCCUUUAUAAUGUGGCUUAUUACUACAAGCAUUCAGAAAUGAUGCUGGCUAAGUCAAAUCAUUCCUUUAAAACAGUGUUUCCCAAAUGUGAGUCAAUACCACCUUUCUGUUUUCAUAUAUAUAUGUAUAUAUAUCUCCUAUGCCAUUGUUUACUUAUUAUUUUUAAGCUUUUUAAGGCUUUUUAAGCCUAUUUUUAGCCUUUUUAAGCCGUAGUCUUAUUUUGAGCAUAUUCUACAUUUUAUGUGCUAGUUACAUUUUUUUCUAAGAAACAUUAAAAUAAAUAUAUAACUAAAGAAAAAUUGCUCAUUCAUGUAGCACUUCACUAAAAAUCAUCUCAGGGCUAUCCAGUGGUAUAUUACACUGCUGUGUGGGACACAUUGCUAUAACAUAUACUUACACAAUUGGCAUACUGACCUUGUCAUAUUUUGUAUGAUUCAACCAUAUAAAAAGGUACCACUGUAGCUUCAGUAAUAUGGAUUUACAAAUAAUAUACUGGUUAGCUUAUUGCUUUGAGGUUUUGAGAACUGGAAAAAUACUGAAAUAUUUUAUCAACAUAUUAUUUGCAGCCUAUUCAUGAUGGAGUUGAGAAUAAUUUGCAAGUGAUUAGCCAGUCAAAAUAUAUUUAUAGAUAAUUGUUACAUGCAGAAUUGGUAAAUAGAAGUUGUUAAUCCAUAUGGGACCAUAGGAUACCUUUGAAAUGUAAAUUACCAAAUCAUAUUUGUAAAUGAUAGAGAAUUAUAUUCUUAUUAUGCUUAAUAGGAAAAUGUAAUACAUUUUCUAGUUCUGUAGAUCAGUAAAUAUUAAUCAUAGUUUUGGGGUUUUGAGAUCACCUUUUAUCUUCAGCAAGCAUCAUCAGUAAGUUCAAAUAGGUUUAGUUUUUAUUUUAAUGGAGCAUAAAGUUGGCAUUUUGGAUUUUCUUUUAAAAUAAUUAAUAGCAAACAUAUGGUAGUUUUUCCCCCCUAGAAAACAAAUUAUUAAGCUGUCAAAACUUGGCAUGAAAAUGUUACCAUUACUUAGGCUUAAAUUUUAAAAAAAUGACUACUUUGGUGUUACAUUAUUAAAUCAAAACACAUAACUGCAUGGUUCAAGCAUCCUAAUCAUUAGGGCUAACGAAUGAUAGUACAGGCAGAUGCUGGGUAAGUGCCUGGUCCUAGUUCAUUCUCCUCUUGUUAAGGAAGGAUAAGAAUAAUGGCUGUAGUUAAUGUGUGGAAAUAUUUCAUGAAGACUCUCACCCUUCUUAAUAUUUAAGUAUAUGUAAUAUUAUCAAGGUUACCAGUGCCGCCUUUUGAUAUAUGGAUGAAUGGAAUUGUGAUUAGUGUUAAAGAUGGUAAUAAUAUACGAAAUUCAGAGCUUAAAAAUGUCAUUGCAUAAAUUGUAUUUUCAAGCUGUUGAAAUUUCAAUAAUAGUGGUUUUCUUGAUUUUUAACAGUGAAAUGAUGGAGAAAUGUAUCUUUAUAAGUUAAGCUGUAAACUCAGGUUGUGUCAUGUAAAAGGUAAACAGUGUUUAAAGUGUUUUCUGUUUAAUUGUAAUGCGUUAACAUUGAAGACUUCAGUACCAGAGCAGUGAAAUUUUUUGAAAACUAUUAGUUAAUCCUCUUUAUUCAAGUCAACCGUCUUGGUAAUGACAAUUACCAUCCCCUCCCCCAAAUGUAAAUAUUAAAUUGUCUCAUUUUUCUCCUAGAAAAGAUACCAUUAAGAGGCAUGCACUUUUCAUUGGAUGGUCACCUGCUUCUUAUUUCAUUGAUAGAUGGAUAGAUGAAAGAGAGAGAGAGAGAGAGAGAGA